AUGUUCCGCUUAAGCGAAAUUGAGCAUACAUUCAGAUUGCCUCCUCAUCGCCUCGAUCGUCCUCUUGCUGAAGCAAUCAAGGGAGAACUCGAGAGUCUCUUUGUAGACAAGGUGAUUGCUUACCUGGGGCUUUGUAUCUCUAUAUAUGAUAUUCGCUCUAUUGAUGGUGGCUUUGUCUUUCCAGGAGAUGGUGCUUCGACAUAUACGGUCAAAUUCAGAUUGAUAAUUUUUUGCCCCUUUGUGGGGGAGGUCAUCGCUGGAAGACUUAUAGAUUCUACCGAUGAAGGUCUAAAAUUAUCGCUCGGAUUUUUUGAUGAUAUACAUGUGCCUGUAUCGAAGUUGCCACAAGGCUCGUGUUCUGAAACUGAUCCAGAUAAUAAGGGGAAAGUCAGGUGGAUGUGGAAUUAUGGGGACGGACAAAAGUUUCCUAUAGACAAUUUAGACGAGAUCAGGCUUCGGGUUCAUGAUGUUAGAUAUCCCAAAGUACCCCUUGAGCAAGAAAGUAGUUCAAAAAAUGAGGAAGAAAGCAGUUCAAAAAAUGAGGAAGAAAGUAGUUCAAAAAAUGAGCAAAAAAGUAGAUCGAAAAAACCGUUUGCCCCGAUGGAAAUCAUGGGAUUUCUUGAUUGCGAUGGUCUGGGUCCAAUUUCAUGGUGGGUUUGA
This is a messenger RNA of Oldenlandia corymbosa var. corymbosa, 660 nucleotides long. The record is from the annotation of a GenBank genome assembly. Lineage: Eukaryota; Viridiplantae; Streptophyta; Magnoliopsida; Gentianales; Rubiaceae.